Molecule: messenger RNA, 1233 nt
Organism: Helianthus annuus (common sunflower)
Lineage: Eukaryota; Viridiplantae; Streptophyta; Magnoliopsida; Asterales; Asteraceae
Exons: 1
Coding region: 46-654 (202 amino acids)
Source: RefSeq, a predicted model, not a curated record
AGCCUUGAUUUCACCACAAAAUUAUUCUAAAAGAAUCCACCGCAAAUGAGGAAGCUCUACAACCACAACAAAGGCAAAAUCCACCCAUCACCACCACCACCACCACCAUCCAACACCACCACCACCAUCGACCACCUAUCUCUGCUACCGUUGGCCGUAGCCACACUCGCAGCCGCACUCGCACCCGAAGACCAAGAAGUUUUGGCAUACCUUCUCUCAUGUACCACCACCAAGAUUGACAAUAAUACCAAAACCGGAACCCAUGCACCUAAAUUCAAUUGCUACUGUUUUUCAUGCUACACGAGUUACUGGGCUCGUUGGGACGCUUCACCUAGACGUGACCUCAUACACGAAGUAAUUGAUACGUAUGAAGCUAAAUACGCGAUAACAAAUAAUAAUAAUAAGAGGAAUGGGAAGAACAAAAACAAGAAAAAGAACAAUAAGGUGACACCCUCUUCUUGUUCUCCACACGUGCCAGAGACAGCCUCGCACGUGCCGCAACUAGUUGAGGAAACUAGAAUCAAUAAUAGUGAUUGUGUUGAAGAUGAAGAUGGAUUGAUUGUUGGGACAUCAUCAGGAGAGAAAGAGAAAGGGUCAAUAAAAAAAAUGGUAAGUUUUAUUGGGGAGAGAAUAUGGGGUGUUUGGGGGAUUUGAAUUUUUUUUUAUUGAGUUAAAUGUUAUUUUGGUCCAACGUGGUUUGGACUAUUUUAUCAGUUUAAUCUAAACGUUUUAUUUCUCGUCUAUGAGUUUAAAAAUGUUUCAUCGUUGCCAUUUUAAUUCACUGGUUUAACUUCCUCUAUUUUUUCUGUUAAUGAGAAGGGCAAUUCGGUCAUUUUAUAUGUAAUUCUGUUAACUAUGAGGGCAAUUCGGCCAUGUAAAAUGACCAAAUUGCCCUUCUCGUUAACAGAAAAAAUGGAUGAGGUUAACCCAGUGGACUAAAAUGGCAAUAGUGAAACCUUUUUGGACCCACAUGCAAAAAAUGAGACCUUUGGACUAAACUGAUAAAAUGGCUCAAACCACAGGGACUAAAAUGGCAUUUAACUCUUUUUUUAUUUUUUAUAACUUUGUUAUAAGUUUAUAGAUAUUGAAGAACAGGAAACAAAUUUUUUGUGUGUUGGUAUUUUUUUGUUUUCAUUUCUUCAAGCAUAUUUAAAGUGGGAAUAUGUAAGUUAAUAAUUCUUCAUUAUCAUGUCAGUAAAUUGGAAAUGCAUGGAAAUGUUGUUAUUUCUUUGA